AUGUACUAUGCCCAAUUUGAAAAUGGACUGAAACAUAUUCAUACACGGACAAUGAAACCAUAUUUCGUAGAAUUUGUUGAUGUUGGUGAAUCAACUAAACACCUGUCAUCGCGAAACAUGUUUUAUCCUCACGUUGAUGUAAUUACGAUGCGAGCAACAGGAAAUCCUAUUGUAAUUUAUAGUGGUGCUGAAGUGUUGAAUUCUCAUGCGUUUAA
Ambispora leptoticha is the source of this 215-nucleotide messenger RNA. NCBI's taxonomy places the organism in Eukaryota, Fungi, Glomeromycota, Glomeromycetes, Archaeosporales, Ambisporaceae. The record is from the annotation of a GenBank genome assembly.